AUGAAAGACAAUUAUCGGAGUGUUUGUCUUAGUCAUCGUAUGUAUUGCCCUUGGGUUUGGUGUCAAUUGCAUGUAAAAUAAAUAAUUUUCAUCGCGUUGUUUUCAGGAAUACACGUGGAUAUCGCUUGCAAAUACGACAGCGAACAAGAAAUCAACGCAUUUGCCUUCCGUACGCAUGCGCAUGACUUAGGUAAGUUUAAAACGUUGAACUGGAUAUAGUUAGCUAUUCGUGUCUAAAGUUUCACGUUGUCUGCACAUGUACUUUUUUUGAGACACCAUUGCCUCCUGAUAAAUCAGAAAAUUAUCAAGAUCGUGACUCUGAUUUACAUAUUGUAUUGACAUAACCAGUUGACCUUGCUUCAAUAUUUGUGUGAGUAAUGGUUUGGAAAUGACAAUUUUUUUACUACCCAACCCUCGAGUUGUUUUGUUUUUAUCACCCAACCUUUUACUCACUCAAAGUUUUGUUUACCCAACCCUUUUAUCUUCGGUAUUCCCCCCCCCCAUAAACUAUGAAAUUGCUCCCUUAAUUAAUGCAUGCAUCAUAAGCAUUUUUAAACGAUCUAUCCCCAUGAUUAAUGUAUUUGUGUUCGUUUAAUUUUAUUACCACAGGUCGUGUGAUAACAGCUUAUCGUGUUCGAAAUAAUACUUGGAAAUUGUUGGGAAAAGGGGACCCACAUGCCCCACAG
Molecule: messenger RNA, 686 nt
Organism: Paramuricea clavata
Lineage: Eukaryota; Metazoa; Cnidaria; Anthozoa; Malacalcyonacea; Plexauridae
Source: the annotation of a GenBank genome assembly